CCAACACUACUAUCAUUGCACAUUCGGCUUAAUAGGCACUUUUUAUAUUCAAUUAAUAUGGAUAUAAACGACGUAAAGUGGUUGCAAAAAGUAGUGCCCUUGCUUUACAAUGCAUUGGAGCAGUUGAAAAAGAUGGAAGAAACAAAAAAGGAGCCGCCGAGGCGUAGAAAACGACGUGCAACACCAUCGCCACCUCCAUCCCCUGAGCGCCGGCCAGAGGAAUCGCAGAAAACUGAACCACAGAUCAAUCGUACAAUUUGGGUGAAAGAAGAGUAUCUCUACCGCGAUAGGGAGGGCUUCUUUGCCACAACAUUCGAGAAUUUAUAUGAAAAUAACCAUGAAGAAUUUAAGGCUCACACCAGGAUGACACCCCGAGUUUUCGACAUGCUUUUUGAUCUGGUGGCGGAACGAUUAACAAAGAACUCUAUACGUACGCCCAUUUCCCCCGAAUGCCGCCUGUUCCUUACCUUGAGGUAUUUGGCCAGUGGUGAGAGCACCGGGUGCUUGGCAAAGUCCUUCAAAAUGGGUCCCUCAACCGUGCGUGCGAUAGUUCGGGAAACCUGUGACGUUUUGUGGACAACAUUGUCUCCCACCUUGAUGGCCCAGCCCAAAGAGGAGGAGCUGCGUGCCAUUGUCAGGGGCUAUCAAGAUAAAUUCCAGGUGCCCCAUUGUCUAGGUGCCGUAGACGCCAAACGAUUGGAAAUUUCAUUCAAGGGAAAAGAAAAUCUGGUUCUACUGGCGGCCUGCGAUAAGAACAUGAUUUUCAUUAGAAUCGAUAUUGGUUCGGUCUUUACCCCUGCAUGUCGAGUGGAUUGGCACUAUGAAUUCGGAGCGCAGCUUUUUGGGGAGCAACAGCCAGAAGACAUGGGUCCUGCAUCCCUAGAGAGUCCCGAUUUGGGCCAUGCCUUUAUAGCCAGCUCUGCUUUUCCCCUUGGCAACCAGCUUAUAACGCCAUACCCCACACCUACGUUGGAGGACGACCAACUACUUUACAAUCAGAAUCUGGCCAUAGCCUUGGAGGACACAAUCGACAAGGCCUUCAGAGUGUUAAUGUCACGUUGGCGAGUCCUUUCCGAGACCAUCUACUGCAGCAAAGUCAUUGCAGAGAAACUGGUACGCGCAGCUGUUGUUGUACACAAUUUUGCCAAGCGGCACGAUGACACCUACUGUCCGCAUAGUUUCCUGGAUACUGUUACGACCGUACGAGCUUGUCCUUCUUCCACAGAUGUGCCCACUGAUUGGCUACGAUACGGAACGAAAGAUCAACAAAGAAUAAACUCGGCGAGCGAGUUGCGGGAUACCAUUAAGGAUGUGAUGAGCAAGGAAUCUUCAGAGCCGAGUAUAUUUGAAGCUCUGCUUGAUAGUUUAGAAUGGAACUAGAAUAAAUCCAUAUGGGAUAGAUGUUAAUUAAUUAAUUAAUU
Molecule: messenger RNA, 1421 nt
Organism: Drosophila guanche
Lineage: Eukaryota; Metazoa; Arthropoda; Insecta; Diptera; Drosophilidae
Exons: 2
Coding region: 58-1380 (440 amino acids)
Source: RefSeq, a predicted model, not a curated record